ACAGCCAGAGGCCCCGGGUGUUUCAGGCAGCGCGCGCACUAAGCUGUUUUUCUCUGCCGCCGAGGGCAGUUGUACUUCAGUCGCCAGUUGAGCCGUUCACAGCGGCAGAGCCUGUACUCAAAGAGCGUAACGUGCGGCGUAAAGUUGUGUAUAGCAACGUGGGAAGUUCUGUGGUGAUGUCCUGUCCUGACAGAAACUGACUGCAGCAGCGAGGAGUGAGUGGUUGUGGGGCCAGUCCCGCAGCAAACGCCAUGGCUAGUCGUGCAGCACUCAUUGUACCCAACUCCUGACGGGACGGCACGCAAGCCCUUUCUCUCCUGCCGUGUGCUGGGUGGUUGCCUUCCGAGUACUGUACAGUGCUGUGCCGCCGUGUUGUGUGUGUGUGCUUCUUGCCCCUUUCCUGUGUGUGCCUCAUCCACACACUGCAGGCAGCCGGGGGUCGAGUUGCAGCAGUUUCUUAUUUUGUUCAGCUACACGGACUUGGCUUUGUUGUAGCCGAGACCAAGUGUGCAGCACGGUGAGCCAUCAUGGAUCUCGACUCCCACCACAACAAUAACGGCGGCUUCUGUGCAGCUUCCGCGCUUCGGCAUCGGCAAAAGCCUUGGAGUCUGGUUAUUCUGAGCAUGGCUCUGGUGGUGCACGUGCCGGGGACCCUGGGCACGGAGGCUGUGCGAUCGUGUGAGCCCAUUCGUUACGAAAUGUGCAAGGGUCUGGGUUACAACGUCACGGGCAUGCCCAACCUCGUGGGACACCGGGACCACCAGGAUGCUUCGCUUCAGCUGCAGACCUUCACCCCGCUCAUCCAGUACGGCUGCUCCAACCAGCUGAAGUUCUUCCUCUGCUCCGUCUACAUCCCCAUGUGUACCGAGAAAGUGAUGGACCCCAUCGGUCCGUGCAGGCCCAUGUGCGAGAGCGUUCGUCGCCGUUGUCAACCAGUGCUGAAUGAGUUCGGAUACCCGUGGCCAGCCGCCCUCAACUGCUCCAAGUUUCCGCCACACAAUGACCAGAACCACAUGUGCAUGGAUGGACCUGGGGAAGGAGUUGAGGAUACGUAUACCCAUCGUCCUUACAAACCUCGUCCUGCGAAGGAAGGCUACACUACGCUUUACCCUGGGGAGGAACGACCACCAGGGGCACUACCCCCUAUUCAUCACCUGAGGAAGUGUAUAGCUUAUCAAAAUGCAGAGAAAUACGUGUACAUCAAUCGCACCGAGAGAUGCGCCCUGUUGUGCGGGCAUGACGAUGCCUUCUCGAAAGAAGACAAGCGUUUCGCAGACGUGUGGAUGGCCAUUUGGGCAGGUGUGUGCUUCCUGUCCACUCUUUUCACUGUUCUUACCUUCCUUAUCGACUCUCAACGCUUUCGCUAUCCCGAGCGUCCCAUCAUCUUCUUGUCCAUGUGCUACAACAUCUACAGCAUCGCCUACAUCGUACGGCUUAUCGCCGGCCGAGACGACAGCUGCGACAUGGAGAGCCAAAGCGGUAAGAGUAUUUUAAUUCAAGAAGGGUUGGAAAACACGGACUGUGCCAUCGUGUUCCUCCUUCUGUACUUCUUUGGUACUGCGAGCUCCUUGUGGUGGGUAGUGUUGACCUUCACCUGGUUGGCCGCGGGGCUGAAAUGGGGUCACGAAGCAAUCCAGCUUCACAGUUCUUACUUUCACCUAGCCGCUUGGGCGUUGCCGGCGAUAAAAACCAUCGUCAUUUUGGUCAUGAGAGACGUGGAUGCAGACGAACUGACGGGGGUGUGUUACGUGGGCAACCAAAACACAAACACCCUCAUGGGCUUUGCUGUGGCCCCACUGAUCGUCUACCUCUUGCUGGGUAUUUCCUUUUUGGCUGCAGGCUUCCUGGCACUUUUCAGAAUUCGCAAGCAAGUGCGGAACGACGGGGUGAAGACAGACAAACUAGAAGUGCUGAUGGUGCGGAUCGGUAUAUUUUCCGUGCUGUACACAGUGCCUGCCACGUGCCUGAUCGGCUGUCUGUUGUACGAGUACGUCAACAGAGAAUCGUGGUACAUGAAGCGUGACCACAACACGCCAAACAUCGAAGUGUUCAUGUUGAAACUGUUUAUGUCCUUGGUGGUGGGCAUCACCAGUGGCAUGUGGAUCUGGUCAGCCAAAACCUUGGCCUCGUGGAGAGGCUUUAUCCGAAAACUCUGCACUCGCCGGGCACCUGCCGAGGGCAGGAAAAGUGGAAUUGAAUAUAGCGUUCCCAUUCAUCAUUACCAGCAGGUACCGGUCAAAUCUCAUCAGCAUCACACAGGCAGGACCAUACGCAUGGACAAAACCAGCUCAAGCGUGGAAAAUCAGACUCAGAGACCAUCGUGUGAAGCCAAGAAAUGCCGGUGUCAAGACCUUGUAGCAACACAGACCAUCGUAGUUCUUGGUCGUCGUGAGACGUUCUCAUUGUUUUUUUUUUUAAUUAUUGAAAUUUAUGUGUAACACCGACAUUGUGUGUACUUACAUUGUUGUGUAAACAUUGAACAGCACAACUGCUGAAUAAGUCUUAAAAAAUGAAAACAUUGCAGGUUACAAAAGUAACAGUCACUGCACGCGAACAGGUCUGAGGAAUGUUGAUCGCUGUGAGUGGAUGGAUAGAAUGUUGUUUGGCAAGUGACUACAAGAAUUGAUGUGCCCAAAAAUUUACAGUUCAGUCCUGUGACAGUCCCUCUGUUAGAAAACUCGUUUCUCCUUGUGUGCUCCAUGCCAGUAUCUAUCGACCCAUGUGAUACACAGCGCUGGCGCUCCUGCACGAUCGCGCACGCCCGAUCCUGAUGGGCAUUUGCUUUAUGAGUCACUUGUGUCCUGUCAGCGAGCUGUGCACUGCCCCGGCGCCUGGUGUCUUGGGCCUCCCAUCUGUCCUUGAUUUGUGUCUCCAUCGGCCACGUGUGGUGUGUGCUGCACAUUUUACACCUGUCUCUCUCCUUCACUCUCUCUCUCCCUCUCUCCUUCCUCCUUCUCUCUCUCUCUCCUCCCUCAAUCUCUCUUGUAUUCUUGGAGAAUUGUGAUUUGAGACAGUGUCUGGACUCCAAAGUUUCUCAGCUUGUGACAAUACUAAUUACCUGAGACAAUUGGAUUUUCUUCAAACUCUUUGCCAAAGACAAAUUAUUAGAGUUUGUGUGUCAGAACCUGGGAAAGAAAUGGGAUUAUGAAUUCAUUGUGCCAUCUGUUCGUGUGCGAAAAAAAACAAAAAAAAACCCAAAAGCUUUGCUCCCACCAGACCAAAGAGAUGAACAUUAUCUUCCUGCCUACCUACCAACCUACUUACCUGUCUACCUGUGCACGGUAAAUAAAUACUCGCUUAUGUGUUGUUACAUGACUGCAUUUGUCGCCGUUCGGACCAAUGUCUGGGGGGCCAUUAGAGUAGCCCAUCUUACGGGUAAAAGUUCGAUAAUUUCAGUUGUGUGUGUGUGUGGAGAGAGAGAGAGAAAGUUGGAGGGGGGGGGGAGGAGAAAAGAAGGAGAAUGGAGUCUGAUGAAUGAUUGAAACCAACAUGUUAUUGGAAAGAAAAUGAACUUAACAAAUGUUUAAUGUUCUAUGUAUUUAGAAAAGUCUGAACACUCGUGAAAUCUUUUUAAAUGCUAAGACUUGUUAGCGUGAACUUGAAGCUUUAAGUUAUUUAGACAGAAUUAAUAAUGUUUGAGGUUGGUUUUUAUGUAUGACUUCACAUACCUCUAGAAGCACGCUUACUGAUGUGGUAGUCCCAUAGUUGAAAAGCUAUCCUCGUUAUGGGUUUGAACAAAUUUUAUCCAGAAAUGAAUUUUCAUGAUUGAGGUACUAAACAUGUAGAUCUCAAACAGUGUUCACUUUAAGCAUCGUAUUCAUUUGCAUUCUCUCUUUGAAUUCAUUGUUGUGUUGCUGUGAGAGAGAGAGAAGAGUGGACGGUGCAGUUGUUUCAAACUGUCAGUACGGGGUAGUUUCUUCAUGGGCGCUUUGUGGCCACCUAUAUGCGUGUCUGUUGUCAUUUGAUAGUUGAUAUGUUUUUGUAUAUCAGGUUAUGCUGUUGUGCCCAAAGAUUGCAGUAUUCCCUCACACCUCUAAUACUAUUUUCUUGUCAUGUUGAACAAAACUGAGUGAGCGUUCA
This is a messenger RNA of Pomacea canaliculata, 4080 nucleotides long. Its product is annotated as frizzled-4-like. Gene Ontology annotation, molecular function: Wnt-protein binding; Wnt receptor activity. The record is from RefSeq and is a predicted model, not a curated record. NCBI's taxonomy places the organism in Eukaryota, Metazoa, Mollusca, Gastropoda, Architaenioglossa, Ampullariidae. Gene Ontology annotation, cellular component: plasma membrane. Gene Ontology annotation, biological process: canonical Wnt signaling pathway; non-canonical Wnt signaling pathway.